GGGUGGUUUCUGAAUUACGUCAUUGUUCCGUUGAACGCAGUUCAAGUCGCCGAACCGUCCUAUCUUCUCCCUCUCUUCAAGUUAACGUUGAAGCCACCGGGCAGUGAAUAUUAAAUACCAAAAAUAUGUCUUCUGGAGUUUCUGUGAGCGCAGAGGCUGUUGAUAUGUACAACAAGUUUAGAACAGCUAAGAAGUAUAGGUAUUUAAUUUUCAAAUUCGAUGACAAAUACAAGAGUGUUGUUGUUGACAAAAUGGCAGAAGAGGGCGCCACUCACGAAGACUUUCUACGUGAUGUUCCAAAGAACAGAGUUAGUUACAUAUUCUAUGACGUAGAUUAUAGUUUGGGAGCCGAUGGUAAUCGUAGAGAAACGCUGUUGAUUUCGUUCUCUGAUGACAACCAUGCACCUGGAAAAGAAAAAAUGCUUAUAUCUGGCACUCUGAAUGAAGUCAAAGCGAAAUGUAAGGAAUUCAAAAAGAACACAUCAAUAAACGACUAUGAUGAACUAACAGAAGCAAAUAUUCUUAGCAUUAUACAGUCGAAGUAAAUCAUAAACUGAGAUCUUUUUCAACUUAAUACUAUAAUGCUAGUUUAAGCGGCGAUAAAACUUUUCAACCUUUAUUUUAGAAAAUUUCUUUCCUAUUAAAACAAAAUUUUUAAACUAUAAAAAGACGUAGAACAUGAUUUUAGCUACAAAAGCUGUAUUAUCAGUGCUUUUUUUACAAAAAAAAUGAUCUUUCUGCAAUUUUUUAAUUAUGGAGUUUGUCAUGAAGUAGUUUAUCUAUUGUUAUAACACCUGUAAUUUCUGCAUGUACAUUGAUUCUAAUAUACAUACUUUCACUGAAAUAUCCGUUACUAAGUUAUAUUCGUUA
Messenger RNA from Hydractinia symbiolongicarpus, 870 nucleotides. RefSeq names its product actophorin-like. The record is from RefSeq and is a predicted model, not a curated record. NCBI's taxonomy places the organism in Eukaryota, Metazoa, Cnidaria, Hydrozoa, Anthoathecata, Hydractiniidae. Gene Ontology annotation, molecular function: actin filament binding. Bases 126 to 545 code for a protein of 139 amino acids. Gene Ontology annotation, biological process: actin filament depolymerization. Gene Ontology annotation, cellular component: cytoplasm; actin cytoskeleton. The transcript has a single exon.